GGGCGUUGUGGGUAGAAGGGUUUCUACUUAAGCCUGUUCAGAGCAAAGGUCUCUGAAACAAGACUUGCCUUGAGCCCCGAACCAGAUUAAACAUCGUGGAUGAGCAUUGCAAGUGGAUCACUGAGCAGGAUGAAAACACUCAAGAAGACAGCGAUGAAGAUGGUCCUCUGGCUUUCCUGCUCGCUCCUGGCCAGAUGCAGCACUAAUUCAAGUAGGAACCAGUCUGCCAGAGACCCUUCUGCCCCACGCCCCUGUGUGGUGCUGCAGCCUGACUCACACCUGGGAGUGGUGCCUCCUGAAGGUGGAGGUGUAGGGUGGCAGUGGGACCCUGCUAGGGCCCAAGGCUCCAUCACUGUGACUCAGGGCUGCAUGUUGACCGUGUGGACGGAACAGGGAGGGCACCAGACCUUCCCCAGUGGGACUCAGGUCCACCUCAAGGGGUGGGAAUGGACCUCAAAACCCCUGGCUUUCCACUGCAGCUGUGAAAUGGAAGAUGUCCCGAACCCGGUUUAUGGAGCUUAUGAAAAUUUUAUUCAACAGCAUGUGGACCCAAAGACGGAAAGGGGGGACGAACAUUACUGCAGGGUGGAGAUGGCGAAGAUCAACAAGAGAAAUAGGUGCAAGGCGGUCAACACGUUCAUUCACGCUUGCAUAAAAGACGUCACUGAUGUGUGUAUAACCACCGAAGCCCUCGGAAAACAAAAAUGUCAUCUUAGUAAAAAUAGUUUCAAACAGACUGAGUGCAGGAAACUUCCUAAGAAAUCUUGCCAAUACAAAUUCAAAAACUUCCAAAAACCCAUCAAGAUUGUCUGCAGGGACAAUAAACCUGUCCACUUUUGUUCUAUCAACCCUUGAACAAUCUAUUCUUGUACUAUUUUUAUUAUGCACCUAUGUGUAAACUGCUCGGGAUGACAGUGCCUGCUAAAUUAAAGUACAGAUAUUGCAGGCAUUUUUAGAUGAUGCAGAGCUCCCCAAAUGUGCUUGAGGGACAUAUGAAUGUUUUUGUCCGUGGUGUAAGAGGAGAGCACUUAUUUUGUGAUGUUGAACAUAAAUGUGGUCUUUGGCUUUGCUGCAGCUGCUCGCAAUUGUGGCAAGUGGGCAUUUCCACAUAACAAUCAUUCGCCUACAUUUAACCAGCUAUUGUAUGCAAGCAAUUCAAUAAAAAGAGACAUGGGUGA
Messenger RNA from Conger conger (European conger), 1178 nucleotides. RefSeq lists its product as uncharacterized. The coding region runs from base 100 to 855 and encodes 251 amino acids. NCBI's taxonomy places the organism in Eukaryota, Metazoa, Chordata, Actinopteri, Anguilliformes, Congridae. Gene Ontology annotation, molecular function: nucleic acid binding. The transcript is spliced from 3 exons. The record is from RefSeq and is a predicted model, not a curated record.